Molecule: messenger RNA, 1133 nt
Organism: Nerophis lumbriciformis (worm pipefish)
Lineage: Eukaryota; Metazoa; Chordata; Actinopteri; Syngnathiformes; Syngnathidae
Gene: vps29
Product: VPS29 retromer complex component
Biological process (GO): retrograde transport, endosome to Golgi
Cellular component (GO): retromer complex
Source: RefSeq, a predicted model, not a curated record
ACUGAAGACGCCGCACCGAUCAUAUGAUGUAUAAUAUGACAAACCCCUUACUGACAAAUAACAUUUUGUUUGUUUUGUUUAUAUCAAUAAGUGUCCAUUCAUGUUUAAUUUCUAAUUUCAGUUUCCCCCCCCUUUCUCCCAACUUUUUGUUUGCUCUUUGCUUUUCUCUCUUUACACCUCCCCCCACCAAUCUUUGUGAUGAUGAUGCCUUUUGUCAUUCUGUCAUCCACACACAUCCCUUCUCCUUGUCCCUCCGCCCCGCUUGCUCGUCUCCAAUCAACCAGGCCGGUCACCGGUUGGUCCUGGUCUUAGGCGACCUGCACAUCCCCCACCGGUGCAACACCCUGCCAGCCAAGUUCAAGAAGCUGCUGGUGCCGGGGAAGAUCCAGCACAUCCUCUGCACGGGCAACCUGUGCACCAAGGAGAGCUACGACUACCUGAAGACUCUCGCAGGCGACGUCCACAUCGUCCGCGGAGACUUCGACGAGAACCUGAACUACCCGGAGCAGAAGGUGGUGACGGUGGGCCAGUUCAAGAUCGGGCUGAUCCACGGGCACCAGGUGAUCCCGUGGGGGGACAUGGCCAGCCUGGCGCUGCUGCAGAGGCAGCUGGACGUGGACAUCCUCAUCUCGGGCCACACGCACAAGUUUGAGGCCUUUGAGAACGAGAACAAGUUCUACAUCAACCCGGGCUCCGCCACCGGGGCCUACACUGCGCUGGAAAGCAACAUCAUCCCCUCCUUCGUACUCAUGGACAUCCAGGCGUCCACGGUGGUGACGUACGUGUACCAGCUGAUUGGCGACGACGUCAAAGUGGAGAGAAUCGAGUACAAGAAAUCUUAAAAAAAAAAGAAAGAAAGAAGGGAGGAGAGCCGGGGUGGCGUGUUGUUGCAUUCCUUUCCACUAGGGGGCAGCAUCUGCCCCACAGUCCCAGCAUUGACGCUGACCUGUAUGAUAUUGUUUAUAUUGCGUCAUCCACAUGUGCGCGUCAUGAUUGAGAAAUACAAUGCUGUCACGUGACUUGACUGUCCAACACACUUUUGGCGCCAUUUUUUGUUUCUUCUUCUUGUAAGUGACCUUCAUUUAGCUUCUGUCCUUACUAGCACACAAUAAACUUAGCAUUUUACUCCAAAA